AUGACUUCCCACCAGCCGAAGGUUGGCCCACGGCUGAAAAUCAGCGUGCCAAACUUCAAGCGUACGGAUUUUUCUGGCGAAAUCGAGAAGCUUGGAGGGCUCCAUUCUGGUAGCAGCCGCAAGAUCCGUUCUGUUCCUCGAAGUGACCCUGACCCAUCGGCGAACAGGUUGAAGGCCUCUGCCGGGUUUCUGAGUGCAAGGGCACAGGAAGGCUACCCGGACCGAGCGCCUGAGGCGGGUGCCGGUGACUUCAAUGCGUGGCUUCGCUCCCUGGCCCCUCCAAAGGAGCCAACCAGCCCCAGUGGAGCGGAUGGAAGAGAGUUCUUGCCACCGAAGGAUGAAGAAGAUGCAACUGCAGGUCUUCCGCUGGAGGCUUUUGACAGUCCGAUGGACUUCGAGGUCCAUACGCCGCAGGAGUGGCUUGCGCUCUGCAAACAGGGCCCGUCAGCAGGGAAGCCCCAGGCCGCUGUCCUGCACUAUGCAGCACAGGAAUGGCGAAUGUUGCCUUGUUGGGUUUUGGGCUACGAGGCAGCUUCAUCCCGGUACAUCGUUGAGCUGGAGGAUGGAUCUCGCAAGCAGGUGAAGAGACUUGCACUGCGCUUCAACGAGGAAGAUGCACAGAAUUUCGCAUUGCGGGUCGAGACUUGCCGAGCAAAAAAGGCCCACUGCGAAUUGCAGCAGGCUUUCAUCCGGUUUAUUGAGUCCCAGCCGGACGAGCUCGUCUCGUCUAUGUUGCGCGACCAGAAGGAGCGGUUCAUCCGACAAGGUCUUCAUGGAAGUCACCUUGAGGAUGCCGGCAGCUUCGUGAGCCAGAUUCGUGAUCUCAUCCGAGAGAUCGAAGAGAACUACGUCCUCUCAAUGAAGUUUGCGAAGGUGAAGAACGAUCUAAUCCUGGAGAUGGGAACUCCGUAUGCCUGUGUCCGGGAUGACACGCCCUUCGCACCCCUGCUAACGAGCUUCCUGCCGACUGUGCCGCCUCAGUUUGGUCUGGUGGCCCACCAGGCUGCUGAGGAGCGAGUUCUGGAGAUCGCGGCUCAGCUCGUCAAGCAGCCGACGAUUUCCAGAAAUGUAAAUGUCGCAAGCCCAGGGGAGUCAGUUUGGCAUGACACCGCAGAAGAUCCCUGCACCGGUCGCGGCUCGACUCUGAUUCACCGCAUCUCUGGCGCUAACCUGCCCUCCGGCGAUGCCAUGGCAGUUCCGGUUGCAGGUAGCUAUCCACGAGAGCAUAUCAGCUUGCAGAGUCAGUUCUUUGCUCUUGGGCAUUCUCUUGUGGUCUUGCUUGCCUGCUGCGGCAUCUUGUUGACAAAGAGUUUCAUGAAAAACAUGCUGAGCACCUUCCACGCGUAUGGCAGUGUGUUUGGCCUGGCAAUUUCUUCAACUUUCUUGCUCGCCCUCGGCAUCCUCAACUUGUACACGGCUCGGCAGCUCUGGAUGGAAUGGAAGGGUCGAGGUGGCGACCACGGCCAUGAUGCAACUAUGGGCUUGUGGUUGAGAUGUUGUCCGCGACUGUUCCAAGCAAUUUCUAAACCGUGGCACAUGUUGAUUGUCGGAUUCUUAUUCGGACUUGGCUUUGACACAUCCACGGAGGUGGGGCUAUUGGGUGUGGUAGCCGUGUCACAUGGCCUCGCUGCACCCAUCUGCAUCUUGCUUCUGCCCUUGCUUUUCAUGUCCGGAAUGUGUCUCCUUGACACCCUGAAUGGCUUGAUGAUGGCAUGGAUUUAUCGCACAUCCGUGGAGGAUGACAAGAAGAAGAUCUACUUCAAUUUGUUCGUCACCGUGACCUCAGGCUUGGUCGCUAUUCUCGUUGGGCUGAUAGAGAUGCUGGGUUUUUUGGCCGAAAGGGCAAACCUGCAAAGCUGGUUCUUCCAGUGGAUCCAAUCUGCAAACGAUCACUCCGAGCUUCUCGGAGCGGGCGUCGUGUUGAUAUUCUUGGUGGCCAUGGCAAUUGCUUUGUUCUGCUUCAGGAGGGUGUUCGGCGAAAGUACAGCACCUGCUCAAUCUUCCGUGCACAGACGAGAACGGCCUGUGCAGUACGAUUUAGUGGCCGUCCCUGUUUGCAAAGCACAGGUUGCCGCAUGGCUGAAGGAGAAUGGUGCCACCUGCAAGCAGGUGCUUCGCUUGCUUCUGGGAACCUGGAUGGCGCUAUGUGGUGGCAGCCUCUAUGCCUUCUCCAGGUUCGAGGUGCAGAUCAUGACCAGAUGUAGUCUGACGGCGCAGCAACUGGAUGUCGUCUAUGCGGCCGGCCAGGCCGGUGUGGGUUUGGGCAUCGUCCCGGGCACGCUCUUCGAUCUCUAUGGCCCGGUGGGGACAAGCCUUUAUGGUGCAGCCUUCACAGCCGCCGGGAACCUUGGCCUCGCCAGCAUGCUCAGUGGCGAUCAAUGCGGAGGUGUCUCUUCAUUGGCCACAUGGUACUUCCUGGUGCAGCAGGGCUCCGUGGCAAUUUUUCAAGCCGGCCUCUUCACGAACAUCGUGGAAGCCCCGCCAAAGAUGCAGGGCGUUAUCACCGGCAUCGUUUCCUCGGGCUACGGCCUCUCUGCUGCCUUCGUCACCUUCCUCUUCGCGUUCUUUCAGGAGGACCUGGAUGCCUACUUCAAGGGAACUGCAUUGCUUUUCUCUGCCACUGGCCUGGUGGCAGCUUGCACUAUGCCGCUGCUUCGUGGUGGGUCUCGUGCAACAGCCUAUGGCCGCUUAGAACACAAGGACGAGGCUGGGGGACGUUCACCACCACCAGCAACAACGUAUGGGCGCCAAGAGCAAGAGGAGCUUCCGGAAGCCGCUCCUGCUCCUGCAUCUUCUUCACCAUCACUGAGCCGCCGCGAUAUCUUGUGCCGAGCUGAUUUCUGGCUGUUUCUGCUGCCGUUUGUCCUGGUCCAAAGCAUUGGCUCUGGCCUCUACAUCGCCAAUCUCUCGCUGAUCGGGGACUCGCUGGGUAUCUCACCAGACAGUCGCCCAGUUUAUGUUCGCACCGUGUCGUACUGCAACUCUCUGGGUCGUAUCUUCAGUGGUCUGGCCAUGGACACAUUGGAGCCACGAGGCAUCCAUCGGUCGGACCAUCUCCUCCUGAGUGCUUUUGCCGUCAUUCUGGCCUCUGUUGCUCUUUUCUUGCUGCCGGAGGAGAUAGUCCCUGCAAUGCUUCUGCCGGCGUUGGCAGUGAUUGCUGCGGCAUAUGGCUCCAAUUGGGCGAUCAUGCCGUCAUACAUAUCCAAGCGGUUUUACGGUUCGCACGUUGGUGUGAUGUUUAACAUCCACAGUGGCCACAUCGCGGUGGCCGUGCUGGUGACAUCCUACGCGGUGGGAGGUCUCUACGAUACUCAGGCUGAGCUGCAGGGCGAAGGCAGCUUUUGCCACGGCACCACGUGCUGGCGUCCGGCAUUUGGCAUGGGCUUGAUCGUACAGGCCGUGGCGCUGGCAGUUGCCCUGCUCCUUAUGUGGAAGGUUCGUCGUCCACAGAUCUCCGAGUCCAAAGCCGCCUCUGAGAAGACCUGCCACGAGAAGUGA
Molecule: messenger RNA, 3498 nt
Organism: Symbiodinium necroappetens
Lineage: Eukaryota; Dinophyceae; Suessiales; Symbiodiniaceae
Source: the annotation of a GenBank genome assembly